Messenger RNA from Brassica napus (rape), 2302 nucleotides. Its product is annotated as mini zinc finger protein 1-like. Gene Ontology annotation, cellular component: nucleus. The record is from RefSeq and is a predicted model, not a curated record. Gene Ontology annotation, biological process: regulation of DNA-templated transcription; regulation of developmental process. Gene Ontology annotation, molecular function: transcription cis-regulatory region binding; DNA-binding transcription factor activity. NCBI's taxonomy places the organism in Eukaryota, Viridiplantae, Streptophyta, Magnoliopsida, Brassicales, Brassicaceae. The coding region runs from base 116 to 400 and encodes 94 amino acids. The transcript has a single exon.
CACACCUCUUGUCUUCACUUCGUUUUCAUAAAGAGUCUUUUGUAUGACCAAAGAGCCAUUUUCAUUUUCAAGGAUCACAAUAAUCGAUAAAAACUAGGGUUUCACACAGAUCGUGAUGAAGAGACAGAUGGUAAUUAAACAAAAAUCAAGAAAAUCUAACACGUCAUCUUGGACAACUACUUCAUCGGCGAUCAGUAACAUCCGUUACGUGGAGUGUCAAAAGAAUCACGCUGCUAACAUCGGAGGCUACGCCGUCGACGGUUGCCGUGAGUUUAUGGCCUCUGGCAAUGAAGGAACCGUUGAAGCUUUGAGAUGCGCCGCUUGUGGUUGUCAUCGGAAUUUUCACCGGAAGGAAGUCAAUAUGGAGGUUGUCUGUGAGUACUCUCCACCUAACUCUUGAUUUUUCGAGGAUUUGUUUCUCUGUAUUUGAAUUUAUCGAUUGAUUUUCAAAGGAGAAGUGAUAUAUAUAUUUGUAUAUGAUUAUUGAUGUGUAUUGCAUAUUAAAAAUAUUGUAUAUAAAUGGUUCUGUUUGUGAUAUUUAAAGUAAUGUGGGAUCGAAAGUAGAGUUGUUUUUGAUUUGGAGAAUGAUAUUUGAUUUUAUUUUGUUCGUUCAUCGAGCUUGUAGGAUCACAAUUCAGUAUAUCACAGGUAAGAAGCAUAUGAUCAGAAUAUCACACGAGAUAUGGAAUAAUUUGUGAAGGGACGGAACUUAGUUUUAUCAGUCUAAAAAUCAAAUACAAGUUCCAAUACAUAUGUGUAGCCUUCUGAUCUCUUCUUUUUCUUUGAAUAUUGAACCUAUGAUUGAAGCUUAAAUGUGUGACUAAAAAGAUUGUAGAAAUGUGUAUAUAGUUUUUAUUUUGACAAGGAAAAUGUAUAACAUGCAUUAGAUAUUUACAUUCGACGACAAAAAGGAAAAUAUGAGACGUUUCUAUUUAAUUAAGUUUCAGAGAGAAGUUUAGAAGAAAAAAAUGACAAGUUUCAAAGAAUGUUAAAAAGUCAUCUUACAUGUAAUAAUUUUACAAAAAAAAGAUAUUGUUGUACUUUUAGCAUUCAUUCUGGAGUCAUACUAUAUGUAAUCACGACCUAUAACAUAAAUGACUAAAUGAGUUGGAAAUAUGAGAAAGUUGAUGAUGGUAGCCGGAGGAAUAAGCCAUUUAACUCGAAAGUAGUUGAAUGACUUGAAUCUAUUCCAUUUUUGUUGGCUUCUUGAAUUUAGUUACAUUUAUGAUAUAAUCAUAUAAUACGUGUGUUUGAAAGCGUGAAGUUUCUUUGUAGAAUAAUGUACGCAACUUUUUAAUAUCACACACGGUCCACAUAUCUAAUCAUGUAUUCUACCGUCUAGGUUAAUGGGUUUUGUUUAUUUAUUAAACUCUAUAGAAUCAAAAGAAGAGGCAGAAACAACUACAACAAAAUAUUAAUGUAAAUCUAUGGCCAUGGAAAAAAGAUUUGGUUUGUGAUUAAAAUAUUAUGUAAUGGCUGCUUUUUCCAUUAUUUAGCCACUCGAAUUUGUUGGAAAAGACCACUGUAGUUUAAUAUGUAUAUUAUCUGAAACGGAAAGAGCUUUGUUUUUUUAAUAUUCGAACUCUUAAAACUAGAGCCUAUCGUGAAUCUCUGAACUGUAUACAUAAUAUAUUGCAAUUCAACUGAUAAACACAUAUCAUAUAAAUAAAGAGUAAUUUGGAUUACUGGAGUAUAUACUGGCAUUAUGUUACACGUAUGUAUUAUAUACGGAAGGUUUGUGUAUUAUGGUUAUGGAUAUCUCAACAAAGUAAGUACUUGACUCGUCUAGGUAAUGUACUUCAGUAGCAUAUAUGAAAGAAUGACUAUUAAUCAAAUAAAAGCUUAAGUAAAUUAAUUUGCCAAAUGUCUUCUCUUUCUACUUUAACAGGGAGCUUGAAGUGUAUGAAACUAAGACUAGAGAAAAUAAACAUUAGAAAUUAAAGCUCUGGAGUGUGUCAAAGUAUCGGAACAUCUUUUCAAUUAGGUGGCAUGCAAUUGUCAUGGAGAGCUAAGCUGUGACUGGUGAAGGCCCAUUAUUGGCCGAAUCAAUCCGUCACUCAAAAACCAAUAUUAAAGCUAGUCAAAGUUGUUUUAUUUGGGGUGAACAAUAGGCAUUAAUGGUUGAUGAUUGGCUCUUUCGUAAAUGUGCAACGGGUAGAAGACCCACUCACUAAUUAAUAUGAUUAUCUUUAAGGACUUUCUUUUUCUUUGUGUUGGUUGUUUGUUUUUGUUACUGAUGGACUGAUGUGGAGAUCUCUAGUGCCCAUUCAAAAACUAUUAGGUCGUUGAUGACUUUUCUUUA